Molecule: messenger RNA, 4415 nt
Organism: Anolis carolinensis (green anole)
Lineage: Eukaryota; Metazoa; Chordata; Lepidosauria; Squamata; Anolidae
Product: zinc finger and SCAN domain-containing protein 22-like
Exons: 4
Coding region: 275-2086 (603 amino acids)
Biological process (GO): regulation of transcription by RNA polymerase II
Molecular function (GO): DNA-binding transcription factor activity, RNA polymerase II-specific; RNA polymerase II cis-regulatory region sequence-specific DNA binding
Source: RefSeq, a predicted model, not a curated record
UCUUCCUGGUCCGGCUUCUCCUCCAAACGCGGCUUCUUGGGAAACUGAUGCCUUUUGCUUUUCUUUCUGGGAGGAUUUUGGAGGAAAAUGAGAAACGCCUGAGGCGGAGUUCUUGGGUUUAGAGGGAAGAAACUGGAUGAAGGUGAGUGAAGACUGAGAAAGGACAGGGAAGGAGAGAAGAGUUUUCCAGGUAAAAAGCUUCAUGCAGAUAUUUCAAAUGCUGUGGUAGAGUCUAGCAUUUACCACAGUGACAGGCAACUAUCCAAGGAUAAAAAUGGAGACCCAAGAAGCCCUUACAAGUCUUAUAUCAGUGCAGGUGUCACGAGAAGGGAAAGGGAGCUGCCAUGUUGGGACGACGGAGGCAUUCCUGCCAAGGAGACCAACAGAGGUGCAACAGGAGCCCAACAAAGACUCGCUUCAUCAGAGGGAAACCCAAUGGCAGGAGUUCCUAAAGAACAUGAAAGGUCCUCAAGCAAACUUGGGGAACUCUCAAUCGAGGGAGGAGCCGUGGGAUGAUGCCAAAGCCUUCCUGGCCUCCUUUGAGCAAGUGGCCCAAGCCUGCCGGUGGCCCAAGGAAGAGUGGGUGCCCCGGCUCCUGCCAGCAUUGAGCGGAGAGGCCAAGCGGGCCUUCACUGGCCUGGAGGCUGAAGGCAGGGAGGAUUAUGGGAAAGUGAAGGCCGCCAUCUUGCACAGGGACGCCAUGCGGCAAGAGGAACAGCGGCAGUGUUUCCGGCGUUUCCGCUACCGUGAGGCCGAGGGGCCGAGAGGGGCUUACGGGCAGCUUCAGGAACUGUGUUGCCGGUGGCUGAAAGUUGAAAGGCAUUCGAAGGAGCAGAUCCUGGAGCUGCUGAUCUUGGAGCAGUUCUUGGCUGUCCUGCCUCCAGAGAUAGAGGCCUGGGUCAAGGAACGUGGUCCAGAGACUUGCUCCCAGGCGGUGGCCUUGGCGGAGGACUUCCUUCUGAAGCAGCGAGAGUCCAGGAGGCAGGCAAACCAGUUGCCAUUAGAGGAAGAGGAGACAGUGGCUUCUCCUGAAGGUGUCCAAGCCCUGCCUGAGAUUGAGCAGGAGAAGCUUCGUGCGGAGAACAAACAGGAAGAUGACAACGGGGAUGCUGGACUCUUGGGAGAUGAAUGGCAAUCUGAGAAUGAGUGGCAUCUAGGUGAGGAUUCCUCAGAAAGAACAGAGUGUGAAGCAGUGGAGGAGAAUGUUUGGAGCCAAGAUGGGCCAUUAAACCAAGACGGAAACCAUGCGGAAGAGCCAGAAGCCAAAUCCUUCCCAUUUCAUGUGGGAGACGUCCACAAAAUUUCAGUCCACCAGGAAAGGGAGAAAGAAAAAAAAGGAAUUUGUUUCCCCCGUUUUCAUUGGAGAAUUCCCCCUGAUGACGAAUUAGAUUUAAUGUUUCAAAAGACCUUCAGCCAAAGUGGAAACCUCACUGAAUGUGAAAUGCUUUAUGAAGGGACAGAUUCCAACAUAUACCUGAAUCAAAGUAUUUCUGCAGAUGAGAGACAGUUUAUGAAUUUGGAUCUUGGUAAGAUGAAGCAUCCAAGGACCCAAACACGGGAGAAGCUGUUUAAAUGUUUGGAGUGCGGGAAAUGCUUUGGUCGGAGUACACACCUUAUUUCUCACCAGAUAAUCCACACGGGAGAGAAGCCGUAUCAGUGCUCCGAAUGUGGGAAAAGCUUCAUCCAGAGCGCUCACUUGCUUAAGCAUCAAAAUAUUCACAAGGGGGAGAAACCACACUGCUGCCUGGAUUGCGGCAAAAGUUUUGUCGACAAGCCGAGCCUCAUUCAACACCAAAGAGUGCACACGGGGGAGAGGCCCUAUCAAUGUACGGAGUGCGGAAAGAGUUUCAGCUACCGAGGAAACCUUAGGGUCCAUCAACGGAUGCACACAGGGGAGAGGCCGUUUUCCUGCUCCGAAUGUGGCAAGGCCUUCCGCGACCAGUCCAGCCUUGUCAGACAUAAGAGAAUCCACACCGGAGAGAAACCGUACACCUGUGCAGAGUGCGGGAAGGGCUUCAGUCAAAGUACCAACCUUACUUUACAUCAGAGAAUCCACACCGAGAGAGGCCGUCACACGAUUCUCUGAUGCAUUUGCUGCAUGCCAGCAUGGGUGUGUUAGUCUUUUCUCCCUACCCAUUGAACAGUAAUGGCAUCUUAAAAAUAAAUACUCUAUAUCAAGCAUCCUCAAAAUUUUUAAGCAGAGGGCUGGGUUCACGGUCCCUCAGACUGUUGGGGGGCCGGACUUUAGUUUGUAGUGCAAAUAAAUGAAAAAAUACAAUAUUUAAAAUGAAGAACCAUAUUAACCAACAUAAACUUAGCAGUAUUUUGAUGGGAUGUGUGGACCUAUUUUGGGCUGAUGAGAUGGUUACAUUAAUUAGAGUUAUUGUUGUGUAUCUUCAACUCAUUUCAGAUUUAGGGCAGCCCUGAGACUAAAGUUUAGGCCGGGGGCCGUGUAAUUGAACUUGGAGGGCCACAUCCAGCCCCUGGGACUUAGUUUGGGGACCCCCGGCGUAUCUAUAAGACCAGAAAUCAUAGUAAAAAGAAUUAACACAAAAUUCUUGGUUUGAAUUAUCCGCGGGUCAAUUUAAGAACUGCAUCCUAAUUCUUAAUUUUUUUUAAAGGACCCAUCUCUUUAUCUGAGUAAAGUAGCAUAAGGCAAGAGAUUAUCCAUCCUGGGAAAACCUAAAAGAAGCACUCACCCUCCACUCUCAACAAUGGCAUUUCUUAUGCCAUUUUUAAUGCUGUGUAGAAAAUGCCUGUGGAGCCACAGAGAGGGUAUUAAAAUCCAAAGGUUUGGUCCUAAAAUCUGCCCACAAUGUUUACAUGAAGUUGACAUAUAUGAGUAUAUACAGUAUCCUUCUUGUGCAUAUCAGUUAUCUUAAGGCCCAACUACACUGCUGAAUUAAUGUAGUUUAACACAAUGUCUCUGUGAUAUGGAGCCUUGGAUUUGUAAUUUGGCGAGGCACCAGACUCUGGCAGAGAUGGCUGAGAACUAUGUAAAACUACAACUCGCAUUUUUCCAUAGGUGUGAGCCAAAGUGGGGUCAAACAGUAUUAAUUCUACAGUGUAGCUGCACCCUUGUCCUUCAGCCCCUUUUGUCAGAUGCACACCUGUUGCUCUACAGCUCUUUUUUACAAGGACCCCACUUUCUGCCAUCACAAAAUUGUUAUAAACGUAUCGGUACCUUUCAAGCGGUUGUGUCAUUCUUUCCAGAACUUCUGGUCUCCUUUUUGUUCAUGUGUGUUCCUAUCUUGACUGUGUAUUUCAGUGGGAUGCUUUGCAUAUUUUAGUUAUAACAAUAACAAUAAUAAUAUUUUAUUUAUAAAGUCCCAUCUCACUCGGGGCAGCUUACAACAAAAUUUUAUUUGUGUAUGUCAAGGAUCGGUGUAAAAAAUAGUAAAAUUAUUAAUAAAAUAAUAAUAAAAUUACAUAAAGUAGCAGCAUGGGAAUGAAGGCCCCAAUUGCAGCCAUUGUGAAAUGUUCAUGAAGCCACAGAGGAGAAGCAAAUGGAUGCUGUAACAAAAAUGUACCUAGGUAAGCUUCUUGCAUGUCUCCUCUCUCCCCAAACAUCCCUGCCUUAAACCCGUAGUUGUCUUCUUUAGCUCUGGACACAGGUCAAACUGAUACAAUAAUCUCAUCUGUUCCCCUUCCUUUUCAGUCUUUCACUGCCUCUGGACUUUUCUGAUCUUUUGUUUGUCUUUUUUCCAGUUUUUUCUUUUCUUUUUUUUUUCUUUUUUUGCUUGUGGGUGAUUUAAAACUCUGAAAAAGUGCUACAUGUUUUGGCCAGCAAAACCAUUUUCCUUCGUUUUUGGAAAAAGAGAUGUUCUCCACUAUAUUCUAUCCCUGUCUGUCCCACAGCAAUUUUUUUUAACUCAGGAAGGAGGUGUGCUCUGCUAUGAUAGCUUUUAAUUUUUUUAUUUUUGCCUCUGUCUCUGCUAAAUAAAAGUGUUUUUCUCCCUACCCCCUAUUCCUUUGUCUUGGAAAACGAAGGUGGAAAAGUUCCCAAGUGACUUGGGGAAGGUUCCCAAAUACCAACAAGAAAGGAAUUCUCUUUCCAUGGCCUGAGGGACCAUCUGCAAAUUUAAAGUUCCUCUGCCUUCUCCCAAACUUUUCAGUGUGUUGUUUCAUUUUAUAGAACUGCUCAUAGACCUUACUAUAACUAAAAAACAUUUCCUCUCCUUUCCAUGCAAAAGGAUAUUGUCAUUCUCUCUCUUUCUCUCCUUUUCUUUUUUGCUACAGCCAGGCAGCUGAGAUCCUUGUUUUUUUAAAAUGUUCUUAUACCUGUCUCCUCUCCAGGCUGAAAAAAAAAACUUUUAAACGUUUUCCCUAAGACCUCGUGUCAAAGGCACACUGAAUUUCUCUGAUAACAUGUCUAUUUCUGGUUUAUUAAAACUUCCCUUCUUUUGGUGUGUGCA